Messenger RNA from Caenorhabditis briggsae, 1356 nucleotides. NCBI's taxonomy places the organism in Eukaryota, Metazoa, Nematoda, Chromadorea, Rhabditida, Rhabditidae. Bases 1 to 1356 code for a protein of 451 amino acids. The record is from RefSeq and is a predicted model, not a curated record. The transcript is spliced from 4 exons.
AUGUCUAAAAAGUUGAGACUUGAUGAGAUUUUGAAAAAAAAAGAUCUCAAAUCCGUCGAUUUGAAAGGCUUGGAAUCGGAUGAUGACGUGAAUAAUGGUCCAAAAUCACUAAAAAUCGACAUGGAAACGAAGUUCCAAAACUUGCUCAAAGAGCAAUUUCCGACACUUGAACAAGUUCUCCUAGUCAUCUCGUCUCAAUUGAACCAUAUCCAAAAUGAGAAUCUCAAUAAUUUUAUGGAUUUGUGGGCGGAGCUUCGUCAGAAGUCUGGAGAAGGUGCCGACUUCAAUAUGGUGAUUUCUGAGAAGGAAUUGGCGUCGAUGGAAAUCUCAUUCAAAAAAAAGUUUGAAAUUUUGAAGAACGAUUUUGAGCGAGAGAAGAUGGCUCAUAAGAAUACCCAAUUCACGCUUCAAAAAUGUCAAAUCGAGUUGUUCGCAAAGAAUCGAGAGAUCGAGAAGCUUCAGGAGCGGAUUCAAGAGUUGGAGAAAACUGAAAAUGAGCAAAAAUCGAUAAAAUCACUAGCUGAGGAGUUUGAAAAGCUGAAAAUUGGAAUGCUGGGAGACCAGGAGCCUUCAGAAUCAGCUAGAAUCGAAGAGCUCGAGGAUCUUUUGGAAGAAUCUGACGCGAAAAUUCUGGAUCUUCAGGAGGAGCUAGAAGACGUCAAGACGAAGAUGUUCAAAGUAAAAACGGAAAAUCAUCACUUGAAGAUUGAGGCGGACGAGCUGGGCGGCGAACUGGAAUCUGAAAUUUUCAGAUUCUCUGAAAAAUUAGAAUUCGCCAAUGGCAAAAUUAAAAUGAUGGAUUUGAAGAUUCGGAAUCUGAGGAAGGAUUCAGAUGAGAAGAUCCAGAAGCUCAAACAUUCAGAAUUCAAGAAAGUUCAAGAAAUUCUGAAGCUUCAUCAUCGCCUGCAAACUGAGGAUUUCGGUUCAGACCACAAAGUUCAAGAAUCGCUGAAACUUUUGGAGAAUCAGAAGAAUCUGGAAAUCGCCGAGCUCAAAGAUAUGCUGAGCAAUCAGGGAAAGAGGUUUCAGCUGGAAGUUGAGGAAAAGAUGAUUCUGGAGGCGGAGCUUCAGAAGCUUCAGACGACGUUGGAGGAGAAAAAUGAAUUGCGGAAGAAGUGGGCGGCGGAGCUUAGUUCGUCUUUUGAAUCGACGCGAGCAGCAUUGAAGGAGCAGCUCAAGACGGUCCCGAUGUCAUCAAAUUUUCCAACACUUCAGAAGACGUUGGAGGAGAAAAAAGGGGCGGAGCCUAAUUUGGAUUUAAAGGCGCUUCAAGCGACGCUGAUGGAGCAGAUGAAGAUGUAUCUGGCACAUUCGAAAAAUGCUGGGGAUAAUUCUCUAAGUUCUUCGAAAUGUUGA